AUGGACCUUAAACUAUAUAAGAAGCAGUAGAAAUGACAGCAAACACGUCUUUUGAAAGAUACAAUUGCAAAAUCAUGAAGGUUUUUGUAUCAUUUCUAUUCAUUGCAAUCUUGACUGCAGGAUAUGUGAAGUCGAAGGAGCUUGAAAAUGAAAAACGUGAGGAUGAAGACAACUCCGUUUUUGACAAGAUACUUAGUAUCAACCAGCAAGCAGCCAGGUCUCGGUCAGGACCAACGCAACCGAAGUUAAUUCAAGGUGACAUUGUUGAAACCAAUUUGGUAAAGCAAAUGAUGGCAGGAGGGCUUUCACGUGGUGCAGCUACAACUAAUAAUCGGCAUCUUUGGCCAGAAAUAAGUGGAAAACGGCAAAUUCCUUAUGUAAUCUCAUAUGCGGUAUCGAGAUACAGUAACACAAUCCGUAAGGCGAUGGGAGAGUGGAUGGAGAAGGUCCCGUGUUUAAGUUUCGUGCCGAGAACUAACCAGCGGGGGUAUAUUAAUUUCAUGUCAGGAUCUGGAUGUUCAUCGGCUGUUGGUCACCAAGGCAGGCGACAAGAUGUUUCCCUUGCAAAUGGAUGUAUGCACCAUGGAAUCGUUGUUCACGAGAUAGGUCAUGCUUUGGGAUUCUGGCACGAACAAUCUCGCCAAGAUCGUGACGAUUAUAUAACCAUCUAUUGGAAUAAUAUAAAUCCCAAUAUGAAAUACAAUUUCAAUAAGAUGAGUGGAACAAAGCUCACUGAUUCUGGCUAUGACUAUAACAGUAUCAUGCACUAUGGCCCGAAAGCAUUCUCUAGAAAUGGACGAAUAACAAUUGCGCCGAAGAAAUCAGGGAGUACGAUUGGACAAAGACAGGGAUUAAGCAAAGCAGAUAUUCAACAGGCAAUGAAAAUGUACUGUGGUGGAUCAACUGGAGGUGGAACCAGCACUGGAGGUGGAACCAGCACUGGAGGAGGAAAUGCAGGUUGCAGCAAUUCUCGACGAGAAUGUGAAGCUUGGAAAAAAAGUGGAUAUUGUAAAACCCAGAGUAAACAUCGACAGUAUAUGGUGCAGAAUUGCAAGGAAGCUUGUUGUGUGAAUAAGAAUUCAAGAUGCAAAGAAUGGGCACAACGCGGAGAAUGCGCGAAAAACCCUCGCUACAUGUUUGAAUAUUGCAGAGGUGCAUGCCACGACUGCACUUGUUAACACAGGGGCCGCUGGUGAAAGACUUGUGAUAUCUUUAUUAAAUUUCUCAUGUAUUCCUAAGAAAUAAAAGAUUUAUCAAGUUAAA
This is a messenger RNA of Dendronephthya gigantea, 1263 nucleotides long. RefSeq names its product low choriolytic enzyme-like. The transcript has 9 exons. Gene Ontology annotation, biological process: proteolysis. Bases 33 to 1178 code for a protein of 381 amino acids. Lineage: Eukaryota; Metazoa; Cnidaria; Anthozoa; Malacalcyonacea; Nephtheidae. The record is from RefSeq and is a predicted model, not a curated record. Gene Ontology annotation, molecular function: zinc ion binding; metalloendopeptidase activity.